Messenger RNA from Symbiodinium natans, 564 nucleotides. Lineage: Eukaryota; Dinophyceae; Suessiales; Symbiodiniaceae. The record is from the annotation of a GenBank genome assembly.
AUGAAGAAGUCAGUCGGCCUCCUCGAGGACAACCUGCGAACAAUCAGAGCUGGAAAGGCAACACCUUCUCUGCUGGACAGCGUGAGGGUGAACGCAUAUGAGACGGUCAUGAAGCUCGAAGAGGUUGCGACUGUGACAGCCACAGCCUCGAAGCGUUCGGCCGAAGCUGCUGAGAAUUGCGCAUCCACCGUGAGCCACCGUGCAGAGAAGCUCUCAGCCUCUGCGGGUCCUUUGGAUUUUGGAAAGGCCAUCCAGAUAGCCGAUCUGGGAUUCGGGGCAUCGGAGACCAACACUGAGAUGGGCCAGUCCGUGAAGGUCAGCAUUCCCCCGCUCACCAAAGAGAAGCGCGCCCAGUACGUGAAGUUGGCCAAGGACUACGCCGAGAAGUCUAAGGUGGCGGUCCGAAAUGUUCGCCAACAGGGUAUGAAAAAGAUCAAGAGCUUCAACAAGAAGCUCCCUGAAGACACAGUGCGUGCCAUGGAGCAAGACGUUGAGGCAGCGGUUAAGAAGAGUGUGGCCGACAUUGAGGCUCAGCAGCAUUCUCUACAUAGCUCGCUGGUUUGA